Molecule: messenger RNA, 1445 nt
Organism: Camelina sativa (false flax)
Lineage: Eukaryota; Viridiplantae; Streptophyta; Magnoliopsida; Brassicales; Brassicaceae
Biological process (GO): transmembrane transport
Molecular function (GO): transmembrane transporter activity
Source: RefSeq, a predicted model, not a curated record
UAAUUAUGAAUUGGAAGUGAGAGUUUAGGAAAGGAGACUUAUGGAGGUCAAAUAUAGGCUUGGGGAGCUGAGACACAUUCUGACGACGGCUUUCCUGUCGGGAUACGCCGAGUUCUUGCUGAGGCCAGUGAUAACUGAUGUCACUGUCUCCGCGGUUUGCUCCGGCUUAAACGAUACAUGUUCUCUCGCCGUGUAUCUCAGCGGAGUAGAACAAGUGACUGUAGGAUUAGGGACAAUGGUAAUGGUGCCAGUGAUCGGGACUCUAUCCGACAGAUAUGGAAUCAAAGCAUUGCUCACUCUUCCUAUGUGUCUCUCUAUUCUUCCUCCAGCGAUAUUAGGGUAUAGAAGGGAUACAAAAUUCUUCUACGCAUUUUACAUAACCAAGAUUCUAUUCGAUAUGGUCUGCCAAGGCACCGUUGACUGUCUUGCUCAUGCUUAUGUGGCGAAAAAUGUUCAUGGCAGAAAAAGAAUAGCAAUAUUUGGAGUUUUAGCAGGUGUUAAAUCGAUUUCCGCAGUUUGUGCAACAUUCUCAACUCGUUUUUUACCCAUAGCUUCGACUUUUCAGGUUUCAGCUAUAUCAUUUUCUGCCGGCCUGGUGUACAUGAAAAUUUUCUUAAAAGAGAGAUUACAUGAUGAUGAUGAUGACGAAUACUUUGAUGGUGGUAGAAAUCACCAAGAGGUUCAAGAUCGUGGUGAUCCAUUAGCAGAGCCGAUUCUAAGAGAUGCACCAACCAACACACCUGUCUAUAACACUAGACAUUCGUCUCUGAAAGAUAUGGCCAGCUUGAUAAAAAAUAGCCCCAUACUCGUCCAAACAUUGGUUGUGACUUUCUUUGCCACCUUCGCACAAAGUGGAAUGCAGUCGGCUUUCUUGUAUUUUCUGAAAGCUCGUUUUGGGUUCAACAAAAAUGACUUUGCUGAGCUCAUAUUGUUGAUGACCAUCAUUGGCUCCAUCUCCCAGCUAUUUGUAUUGCCGAUAUUGGUUUCUGCUAUUGGAGAACGUAAGGUUUUAUCAAUAGGGCUUCUUAUGGAAACUCUCAACGCAGCUUGUCUUAGUGUUUCGUGGUCAGCAUGGGUUCCUUAUGCCACGACCGUGCUUGUACCCGUAGUCAUGUUCGUAAUGCCAUCUGUUUGUGGUAUUGCUUCAAGACAAGUGGGAGCCGGUGAACAGGGGAAGGUUCAGGGAUACAUAUCCGGGGUAAAGUCUUUUUCUGGAGUCUUGGCUCCAUUUAUAUAUAGUCCACUGACAGCAUUGUUUCUAUCCGAAAACGCUCCGUUCUAUUUUCCUGGAUUCAGCCUUCUGUGUGUUGCAUUCUCCUUGAUGAUUGGAUUCCUUCUGAGCCUUCUGAUAAAAGAUGUUCCUUCUCCGUCAUUGAACAAAGCAUCAACAACAAUUCAAAUUGAGGAAGCUUUAACAAGAGAUAUCUCAUGAAGAAAUGUAUCUA